Dioscorea cayenensis subsp. rotundata (Guinea yam) is the source of this 526-nucleotide messenger RNA. RefSeq lists its product as uncharacterized. NCBI's taxonomy places the organism in Eukaryota, Viridiplantae, Streptophyta, Magnoliopsida, Dioscoreales, Dioscoreaceae. The coding region runs from base 11 to 526 and encodes 171 amino acids. The record is from RefSeq and is a predicted model, not a curated record. Gene Ontology annotation, molecular function: RNA binding. The transcript has a single exon.
AAACCCAGUCAUGGCUUCUUCAUCAGCUCUAUCCCUCACCACCCCAGUGUCCACCCACUCCCUCAAGCAAUCCUCCUUCCUCCCCUUCUCUUCCAUAUCCAUCAACAACCCUAACAAACCCUUGAAGAACAAGAACACCAUCACCAUCACCAUCACCAUCUCCAUCUCCAUCUCCAUCUCCUCCUCCGUCAAGAUCGUCCGCUUCCCUUCUCUCGAUCGCCAUGCGUCCCGCUACAACCGCCUCCGCUUCGUCCGCAAGCUCCAAACUCUCCUCCUCUCCAAACCCCGCCAUUUCCUCCCUCUCCGCGUCCUCUCCCGCUGCCGCAGCUACCUUUCCCCUCCCCCUGCCCGCUCCCUCCUCUCCAUGAUCCUCCGCUACCCUUCCAUCUUCCGCCUCUUCUACUCCCUCCUCCUUCACCUCCCCCUCUCUCUCCCUCCUCUCCGUCACCCUCACCCCUGCCGCUGCCUCCCUCGCCGCCCACGAAUCCCGCCUCCGCUCCUCCAUCUCCUCCUCUCUCGCCUCUAA